GGUGUCCCCAACUAAAUAUUCAUUGUCUAUAGCACAGUUGAAGUGAAACAUUCAAACAUUACCAACAAAAUGAGUAUUAAAGUUGUGAUUACGUUUGCCCUUAUCGCAAUAACAUCAUGUUAUGGAAGCCUAGUGCCUGCAGCUGCACCAUUAGCUUAUGGAAUUGCCCCAUAUGCUAGCUCAUAUUCGGCCAGUUAUGUCAAUCACGCAAUCGCUGCCCCCUAUUUUGCAGCGCCAGCUGCACCAUAUCUUGCUGCUCCAGCUGCACCCUACCUUGCUGCUCCAGCUGCCCCCUACCUUGCUGCUCCAGCUGCUCCACUGAUAGCUCGUGCUGCUCCUUAUGCUUAUUUAGGAAAAUAAUGUAACGUAAAGCAAUAUCACUGUAAAAAUGUAUAAAAUUGGUGAAUAGAUUUUAAUAAG
Messenger RNA from Agrilus planipennis (emerald ash borer), 420 nucleotides. Its product is annotated as cuticle protein 16.5-like. The coding region runs from base 70 to 360 and encodes 96 amino acids. The transcript is spliced from 2 exons. The record is from RefSeq and is a predicted model, not a curated record. Lineage: Eukaryota; Metazoa; Arthropoda; Insecta; Coleoptera; Buprestidae.